Vespula pensylvanica (western yellowjacket) is the source of this 1167-nucleotide messenger RNA. RefSeq names its product post-GPI attachment to proteins factor 3 (gene PGAP3). Lineage: Eukaryota; Metazoa; Arthropoda; Insecta; Hymenoptera; Vespidae. Gene Ontology annotation, molecular function: hydrolase activity, acting on ester bonds. Gene Ontology annotation, biological process: GPI anchor biosynthetic process. The transcript has 8 exons. The coding region runs from base 152 to 1123 and encodes 323 amino acids. The record is from RefSeq and is a predicted model, not a curated record. Gene Ontology annotation, cellular component: endoplasmic reticulum membrane.
ACACAAAGCUUAUACACUGAUAGACUCAUGACGGACACAAUAUUCGUCGCUUGUACUUGUAGUUCAUAUUUUGUCCGUACCUGUCGCUAAAGUCGCACAUGCUUCGAGCGAGAGCCGAUAAAUAAUCCGCCAAUAUAUAAUUCGUGACAUUAUGUCAAAACCGGUAUGGAUAAUUUGUUUGAUUUUUCAAACAUUUUGUGUCAUAAAUGUAAUUGCAUCAACGGGAGAUAGAUCGCAGAUUUACAAUCAGUGUCUUAUGAAAUAUCGUAUCAAUCACUGUAAAGAUGAUACUACUUUUAUUAAUCCACCAUCUCUAUUCCUUUCGUUAUUAUCAUGGUCUUGCAUUGAAGAUUGUAGGUAUACCUGUAUGUGGCAUACAGUUGAGUAUUUUGUAAAUCAUGGUUUAACAGUGCCACAAUUUUAUGGAAAAUGGCCAUUUAUACGUAUUUUUGGAUGCCAAGAACCAGCUUCUGUUUUAUUUUCAAUAUUUAAUUUUUAUGCUCAUUGGGUAUUGUAUUGGAAAUUUAAAAGAAUAGUAAAAUCAAAAUAUCCCAUGUUCUAUAUUUGGACAUAUUUUAGUUUUAUUUGUUUAAAUGGAUGGUUUUGGUCUACAAUUUUUCAUGCACGUGAUACAGACUUCACUGAAGUAAUGGAUUACUCUUGUGCAUUUGCUAUUGUACUAACAUUAUUAUAUUGUAUGUCAUUAAGAAUAACAUACAAAAGUACCAAAACUUUUAUUAUACUUACUUGUUGUUAUAUUAGUAUUUUAUAUACACAUCUAACACACUUAUGGUCUGGAGCAAUUAACUAUGGAUACAAUAUGAAAUUUAAUAUAAUAAUAGGUUUCUUAACUUUUGUAAUAACAAUGUCAUGGUGGUACCAUGUUAGAUAUGAGAUACCUCAUGCAUAUCUCAUUGGUUGGUUUAAUAUCUUAGCAGUUCUUGUUACUUUAUUAGAAGUGCUUGAUUUUUCACCAAUAUUUUGGAUUUUUGAUGCUCAUUCUUUAUGGCAUGGAUUUACAGCUCCACUUACUAUUUUGCUAUAUAGGUUUAUAACUUUAGAUUGUUUGUAUUUGAAGAUAUAUCACAACAAAACAAUAUUAAAUAUGCAUCAUAUCCAUUGAUUUAAUGUAUCAAAAUAUGCCUUCUUGAUUUUUUUUUUCUUUUU